Messenger RNA from Aspergillus pseudonomiae, 723 nucleotides. RefSeq lists its product as uncharacterized. The transcript has a single exon. The record is from RefSeq and is a predicted model, not a curated record. Bases 1 to 723 code for a protein of 240 amino acids. NCBI's taxonomy places the organism in Eukaryota, Fungi, Ascomycota, Eurotiomycetes, Eurotiales, Aspergillaceae.
AUGAUCACUCCGGCUUCCACUUGUUCCACCCAGACAGUGAGGACAACCUGUAAGACAAUUAGUGCUUGCAGUGCGAAGGGAACCACUGUCACCAAGACAGUAGACGAGGAUGGUUUGGUCGAAGCGACUGUGACACAUAUUGAUAACGACGUGCCAACUGAUGCUUCAGACGAUUCUAUUGCCAGUUCUCUUGAAAGCUACUACUCUAGUUAUUGGUCCGCUGUGGAUGCGACUUCCACCAGCUCCAUCACCACCAGCACUUCUACUACUACAUCUUCCGCUGGUGGCGGCCAGACCCAUGACCCCAUCCCCAACUCCCUUCUCAUCCUCAAAGAGCAUAUAGAGGACGACCAUUUUGACUCUUCCGUUAGCUACUAUUACAAGUGGUACAGUGUUUACUACAGCUACAGGCACCAGGUUACCGAGAAGGAUAUCUGCGCGUUAUCGGGCAGGGUCGAUGGACCGGUUCAGAGCGAUGAAGGCGAAGAGUAUCCAACCUCGCUGGGACCAUUCAUUUUAGGCCAGUAUACUGGCUGUUUAUACAGUGGAAGCAAGCACAGGCCUGGGUCUGUGAAGUGUGACAACUCGGAACUCCCUUUCACCUGUCUGGGGUACAAAUAUAACGCUCAUGCAGCGGACUGGAGCUGUGGGAAGACCUACACGAAGGAUGGAACAACGCAUUACACUUAUUACUAUAAAGCCCUUGAGUGUCUAAUCUUGUGA